AGUGAUUUGUACAAGCGAUUAUUCAAGGAGAUAGUGUUCAUCAAGAAAAAUAGAAAUGCCCUUAAUUUUAAUUCAGAUUGUGCUUCCCUGAAUGUCAAUUAUAUUAGUUUGCUCGGAGAGUGAGGAUUUGUUGUUGAAUGUCUGCGUUGUGUUUACCUUAUUGCUUAUUGGGAUGGGAAGCUUCGAUCGAUGUCGUUUUAUGGUUACUGUUGAAGAGCCAGAGUUCACCGAUAUCAUCGAAAAUAUCACAGUGGCUGCUGGACGUAAUGUGAAAUUCGCAUGUUCUGUCAAAAAUCUGGGAACGUACAAGGUUGCAUGGAUGCAUUAUGAGCAAUCGGCGAUUUUGACAGUUCAUAAUCACGUUAUCACAAGGAAUCCAAGAAUAAGUGUAACUCAUGAUAAACACAGGACUUGGUUUUUGCAUAUUUCAAAUGUGCAAGAAGAAGACAAAGGACGUUACAUGUGCCAAAUAAACACAGCCAAUGCUAAAACUCAAUUUGGUUAUCUCUACGUCGUAGUUCCUCCAAAUAUUGAUGAUUCUCUCAGCAGUAGUGAUGUCAUUGUUAGAGAGGGCGCUAACGAAACGUUGACUUGCAAAGCCACAGGUUAUCCAAAACCCAGUGUGAAGUGGAAGAGGGACGAUAAUUCUAAAAUAACCAUCAACAAAACACUUUCAGUAAUGGAAUGGGAAGGUGAAAUUCUUGAGCUCACCCAAAUUUCGAGGCUGGAUAUGGGUGCCUAUUUGUGCAUUGCCAGUAACAGUAUUCCUCCUAGUAUCAGCAAAAGGAUCAAACUCAGCGUUGAUUUUCCUCCUAUGUUAUGGAUUCCACACCAACUAGUUGGAGCUCCACUAGCUUACUCUGUAACCCUGGAGUGUUUCACGGAGGCUCAUCCUGGUUCUUUGAACUACUGGACGAGGGAAGAUGGUCAAAUGAUUCAUGAAUCACGCAAGUAUCACACCGAGAACAUCCUUGGAAAUCCUACAUACAAAACUCAUAUGAGACUGACGAUAAAUGAUAUACAACAAAGCGAUUAUGGAACGUACAAAUGUAUGGCUAAGAAUCCUAGAGGGGAAACAGAUGGUAGCAUAAGACUCUACAUUUCUUCCCCUCCAACAACAUCGGCAAAAAGUACGACUGCCGAAACACCUGAGAAAAUUAAGCAUUUGUGGGGUAAUUCCCGCCUGAAUACGAGUCUUCUCAGCAAUUUAUCUUCCUUGACUCAUAUUCUCAUCGAAGGUCCCAGGAAGCCGCACAUAUUAGAUGGGAAGAAAAACUCUGAACGGGAGUUUUCAGACACAAAAAUGAAGAACGACGUUCUCGGAGAUAUCGCAACGAAGUCAUCAAGUAGCAAUGUUAUCAACAAAGAUUGGAUGUGGCUACUGAAAAUGGCAAUUGUUUACAAUAUUGUGCGGUGAAUAGGAGCCUGAUUGCUCAAUUAUAUCAGCAUGAUAAUAUAUCGAAUACAAGUGAGAAGCAGAAAAAUCAUGCACGCUUCGUUUUGAGCAUAUGUGUGAAAUUAUAACUUGUAUAACAUGAAGACUGUUAAAUAGUACCUAAUCAUUUAGAAUAGAAAAUGCACUUUAUAGAUAAACGCUCGUGAUAUAUCUGAAUUUGCCAAAUAUUGAAAUAUUCACAGGAAAAUAAUGAUUUAUAUAUGUUUUCUGUUAUGUAAAGGGGGAUGGAAAUAAAUGAGCUGUAGUUAUUUGGA
Messenger RNA from Coccinella septempunctata (seven-spotted ladybird), 1710 nucleotides. Its product is annotated as neurotrimin-like. The record is from RefSeq and is a predicted model, not a curated record. Bases 92 to 1417 code for a protein of 441 amino acids. Lineage: Eukaryota; Metazoa; Arthropoda; Insecta; Coleoptera; Coccinellidae. The transcript has 9 exons. Gene Ontology annotation, cellular component: neuron projection.